Molecule: messenger RNA, 1534 nt
Organism: Paramecium sonneborni
Lineage: Eukaryota; Ciliophora; Oligohymenophorea; Peniculida; Parameciidae
Source: the annotation of a GenBank genome assembly
GUAUGAAUGAGACUGAUUAAUUAAGAUGUAAAAGAGAGUAAUUUCAUAGCGAAAUAAGAAGAAAUCAAUUAGAAAAGAUCUUCAAUUUGAAAAGAUAAGUUUCAAAUUCAGAUGCUCUUAUUUCUAAUUAUUAUGCUUAGUAAAUUCAAUAAAUGGGGAAAAUUAAAUUACUAGACCUAUUAAUAUUGAUAAAUGAGAAAGUAAAUAAACCUAUUGUUGAAAUGGUUUAAAAUGACCUUGGUUUAUAAUUGUGCAGAUUACUAAAUUUAAAUGAACUCUAUUCUAAUUGGGAUCUGUUCAAAAAUAUAUUAACUUAUCUAAAUAAUUUAGUAUUAUUACCAGAUGAGCAUUUACAUAGUUAUCCAAAAUUUAUAGAGAUGCUUACAGCAUUUUCAUAGUUAUUUAUACUUUUAGAAGCUGAAAUAUUUCGAAAAGGUUUUUGUAUCAAAGGGAAUGAUUAAAAUUGUCCUUUAGAAAUGGGAUAUGAUGAUUAAUGUCGAUUAUCUUAUACCUUUAUUAAAAUUGAUUAGAUUUUAAUGUAUUCAUCAACGACAUUUUUAUCAAGAGCAGAAUUAUUAAGAAGCAAAAUUUAUGUACAUAGUAUAUGUCAUGCAUUUCAUGUAUAAAUAAAUAAUAAUAUUACUUAGAGUUAAAUGGAUAAUAGUGUACUUGAGUUACAUUUAUAAUUAAUAUCAUCUUUAUUAUAGGACUUAUAUAAGUAAGAUAAUGAUUGUCGAAAACAUGCUGAAGUAUUCAUUAAACCAGUUUGUAGUGCAUUAUCAACCAAAAAUUUAGAUAAAUUAAAUUAUUUAUUAUAAAUAUUGCUCAAUUUGACAUUUGUGGGAAUGCAUAAUGGAUAUGUAUUAAAUAUGCUUUGAAAAUUAGAUUAAUUAAAUUUUUAAAUUUAAUGGAGCUUUGGAAUUAAUGUCAAUUCUAAAUGAAGGUUACAAUGAUUAAUUGGCUUUAAGAAUAUUAGCAGAAAUAGCAUCAUAAAGUCCAGCUCAUAUUGAAAUUUUACUCAAAAAUGGAUUACUCUAAUAAUUAAAAAAUAAACUCUGUUCAAAUAAGUAUUUAUUAUUUAAAAAAUUUUAGUAAAUUGGUUUAAAAUUAAGCCUUAUGGGUCUUAGAAUUUUGUUUAUGUGGAGGCAAAUAAUUUUAUGAUGUCAUAUUUACAUAAACCGAUAUUACAAAUUAUGUUAUCCAAUUAAUGAAUUCCUAAGAUGAAUAGAUACAUGUUUAAGCUUGUUUUACAAUGUGUGCAUAUUUUCAGAAAGGUAAUUAUCAAUAAACUCAACAACUUUGUUAAUCUAAAAUACAUUUAACAGUGUUUUAAUUUUUACAAUUGCAAAAUGUAGAAUUAAAAUAGGCAAUUCUUGAAGCAAUAGUAGAAAUAUUAAACAAAGAGACAUGGCAUAGUAAUCAAUAUGCAUUGAUAUAUCCAUCAGAAAGAGAGAAUUUACGCUUUAUUUUAGAAAGGCUUGAUGAAGACCAAUCUAUAUUUUCAAUGAUAAAUAAUGUUUUAUCAUAUUUAUGA